Myiozetetes cayanensis is the source of this 27557-nucleotide messenger RNA. RefSeq names its product V-set and transmembrane domain containing 2A (gene VSTM2A). The record is from RefSeq and is a predicted model, not a curated record. Bases 428 to 1138 code for a protein of 236 amino acids. The transcript is spliced from 5 exons. NCBI's taxonomy places the organism in Eukaryota, Metazoa, Chordata, Aves, Passeriformes, Tyrannidae.
UCUUCCCAAGCUGGAUCAGUGUGUAGGGAGGGCAGUCAUCACGACAUCCUGAGCAGCAAGAGCUGACGUUGGACGAAGCUGCCAGGUAGCUGAAAAAAAGGCGCAGAAGGCAGCUGAUACCCACUUUUCAACGGUUUGUGUUUUUUUUAGUCUGAGUCUGGACUUCAAGCAACACAGCGCCUGAGACAGCUCAUCUGAACCACACUGUAUUGCAAUACUCGCUCUUCUCAAGGAAAAAGACUCCAUCGAGUAGCAGAAUGCUGCCAGUGUCGCAGCCAGGGCUACAAUACAGAGCCUUUUUGUAACAUUACAAAUUUCUUUCUGUUCAUAUAUUUAGAGAUACGUACAUACACUCACACAUCAGUUCUUUCUUUUUUGAGGGUACCUUUGGUUUUUUUUUACCCUGAUGUGACUUCUUCAUCUUGGAAUGAUGGGGAUCUUUCUAGCUUAUGUUGGAUUCAUUUUCUUUUCGGUUAUGUAUAUUCAACAAGGACUUUCUACCCAAGCAAAAUUCACGGAGUUUCCCCGAAAUGUCACAGCCACAGAAGGGCAGAACGUGGAAAUGUCUUGUGCUUUCCAAAGUGGCUCCACUUCGGUGUACCUCGAAAUCCAGUGGUGGUUUCUGCGGGCAGCUGAGGACCAAGAGGCUGGAGCUGAGGUGACAGGCACUCAGGUGGAGCUCCUGCCCGAGCGGGACCUGGACAGCGACGGCACGAAGAUCAGCACAGUGAAAGUACAAGGGAAUGACAUCUCCCACAAGCUGCAGAUUUCAAAAGUGAGGAAAAAGGAUGAAGGCUUGUAUGAGUGCAGGGUAACCGAUGCCAACUAUGGAGACCUUCAGGAGUACAAGGCCCAGGCAUUUCUCAAAGUCAAUGCUAACAGCCACUCUCGGCGAAUGCAAGCCUUUGAGGCAUCUCCAAUGUGGUUGCAAGACAUGAAACCUCGUAAAAACAUCUCAGCAGCUGUCCCAAGUAGCAUCCACAAUUCUGCCAAUCAGCGUGUGCGUGCCACCUCCAGCCCCGAAGCAGCAGCCAAAAUCCCCAAACAAAGUCCACAAUCAGGUGCGAGGAUAGCUACAAGCCAUGGACUUUCUGUCCUGCUUCUUGUUUGUGGCUUUGUGAAGGGUGCUUUGCUUUAAUCUAAAAGUGCUGACUUUUUCCAAUAUCACUUUCUCUUCUUAAAGCAAAGAGCAAAUCGCCUGUAAAAUCCACGGAGCGGACAGCAAAGUUGACCCUAACCUCCAACCACCACUCUGCACCCAAUGUACUCUAAAUCUCUACACAAGGAGCACCUUCUUCAGGAAGUACAAACAAAAUUACUAAAUAAAUAAAAUAAAGUAAAAUAAAAUAAAUAUUAUAAAAAAAGAAGAGGAUACCACAUGUUUUCUUGAUAUAUCUUAUUUUCUUUGGCGUAUCACUGAUAUUUUAUUUGAAGAGAACUGGUGUGAUGUAAUCAAACGUUUUGUAACAGCAAGACCUAGUUUCCUUUUCUUUUGGCAAGGAGAAGCCUCAUCCUUGACUUCUCAGGGGGUGGCCUGCAAGUCAUCAGUAUUACAGAAUUAACCAUGGAUGACAUUUGGUUUCCUACACUGAAAGAACCAUUCCAGCCUGGAAGCAAAAAGAGGCCAAAUAAUGAAACAAACCCUAGUGAUUUAACAUCGACUCAAAUAAAAUACACAAAAACUUUAUCAAAAAGCCUUUUUUUUUCCCUUUUUCUUUUUUUUUUUUUGGCAUAAGAAAUAGAGAGGAGAAAAUUAAUUCUACAAAACAGCUCAGAAGAGUAGAGGAUGUUGUUUCUGAAAAACAAAUGAGGGUAUUUUUCUUUUGAGGUGCUUUGUUUUUCCUUUUUUUUUUCCCUCUUUUUAAUAUAUUAUUUUUCUUCCCCUGUGAGGUUUUUUCCUGUCUUUUUGUUUGCUUCUUGUUCAAUGGUGGCAAUUCCAGACUUAGGCCAACCCCUGAUGAUUGUGUGGAGGUUUAUAUAUAUACAUCUUUUUUUUGUGUGUGUGCGUUCUAUAUUUCAGUGUGUUUUCUCUAAUUUUGCAACUCCUGUAUAUGCAAAACUAACUUAAAUUCUGUAAAUUGCUUACAGUCUGUGUGAUAUAACUUCAGAGUAGACAUACUUUGGUCCUCAUGCAAGCCAGUUUUUAAUAUUAUCUAUAUGUCGUGCCACCAAGAGACAUUUUUAUUUCUUUUUUUUUGACAAAACAUCACUUUUACUUUGUAAUUCAGUAAUGUGUGGAUUUUGUAAUACAUAUCUUCACUUUGACUGGUUUGACUCCCUUCAGCCCUCUGUUUACUCUGUAAAUGCACAUUAAAAUUUGUUAUGGUCUCUAGACAAUGAAUUAUUUUAGUUUGUAUGUUGUGUUGGAGUUCAGAUGCUGAAAGCUCUUUUGACUUGUGAUGUUUAUAGAAGAUGAAGUGAUUUGAUCACUAGAGACUGUAAAAUGCAGGUUUGCAGUCAAGUACUGCAUGUAAAGGAACGUUAGAAACAGAAAACAGACAAAUAAACCAGAACAUGUUAAAGAAGGUUCUUUUGGUAAAGAGUUAUAGGAAAGUGAAUUUAUUACACUGACAAACUGUAUUUGCAUCACAGUUCCUUCUACAUGGCCAAAGAAGCAUCUUUCUUUGCUUUUUCUGGAAGUGGAUUUUCAUUACUCAUUGAUAUUCUUAAUUAAAAUACUUUUUGUCUGUGAAAUGAACAUGAGAAUUUUGCUGUUGAAUGAUGUAAUAUGCAUUACAUGAAUUACAUUCAUUAAUUCAGGAAGGAAAAAUUGCUACCAUUUGCAGCUGCAAUCAGGAAGGUUUUUUUCCUGUUCCCCUCUUUCCACUGAUGCUGAAAAAUUCACACCCUUUCAUUUAUCAGCACAGACAAUCACAUAUACCACAUGCUUAUUAUGAUCUAUUUACAGCAGCAUUAAGUAGCUGCAAUGUGGUCAGAUGCGUGAUUUCUCCCCACUUUGUAAGUAAUGUAGAAGGAAGUAAAAAAACAUAUGUUUAAUAUCUCACUAGUGUGUGGUCAACAAGCCUAGCAUUUUAUCUCAAAAUUCUCAUAAGUCCGAAGUCCUCCUCCAUUACUUUCAAAGAGCAAACACAAAUUAGGGGCAUAGAAUGAACACUUUGGAACACUGAUGGUUUAAAAGAAGAUAACAUAUUUGUGCUGAUCUAAUUUUCCAUACAUUCUGUACUAUAAACUUGAUUGGGAAUAGUCAGUCUUUCUUUGAUUUUAGACUAUGCAGUAAUAAAGAGAGAAGACAUUUGGUCUAAUACAGACAAAUCAGGAAUAACUGUUGGAGAAAAAGGAAAAAUUUAUUCUAUAUUAACAUAAAAUUUAUGACCCACUUGGAAUGUUGUGUAUUGAAAAGGUUUUGCUUCAAAGUAAUAACAGCCUACUGAUAAAAAGAUUAAAACCAGUCCCCAUUUAAAUGUUCUGAAUCAAAACCGAUAUUGUGGAUCAGAAAGGAUGUAAAGGAAAGAAAAGAGCCAAAAGUCAGAUCUUUUUGAAGUCUCACUUUCUGAACACACAUAUGGAACCAAACUUUCAGAACUCUGGAGAGAAAUCUAUAUUUUCGCCAUGAAAUGGAUACCUAUGACUGGAUGAUAUGAGAACCUCCUGCCUGGAGUUAGGAAACUUCAGUUUCCAUUGGUCUUAAAUGGAACCAAAUGCUUAAUGUCACAUGUUUUUUGUUGGUUUACUGUAUCCAUAUAACUUGUAUGAAUAUUCCAUGUAUGCACAGUCAUAUAAACUUCCCACAGUGACAUAUGGCAUUUUAUAGAGCACCUUAGCCUCACAAUGUUAAAGUUGUUACUAUGUUAAACUGAUAUUGUGUUUUACUUUUUGUUGUUAGCUGCUUGGAUAUAAAUCAUCAUGUACUAGGAAUUCAGAUUAAAGAACCAGAUGAAAUUAAAAGCAGAAUUAUAUACCACUUGGCCUAGUGUGAUGCAAGUCAGGAAACAUUACCAAAGAAAGUGCCAUAUUGUGAUCUGCUAUCGUUCAACGGUGUCAGCAAAAAAAGGCCAAAAGAAAUCUGUAGGACUUUUGAAAAACCUUUAAAUCUUGCAUGAGAUGCUAAGGGGAUACAAUAAUUGUUCUCUUUCCUCCCUCCACAGGAUAACACACUCAAAUUCUUCAGAUGAGGUUGAUCCAGCCUUUUUGGUUGUAGAUCUAGAACACAGCUUUAGAGUUUCUGCCAAUAUGUGUGGAUGCAGCAGCAGCAUCUCCUAACAGGAGAAAGUAUUGCAUUUCUAAAUUCUAUACUGUGUCUUAACAUCUUAACAGCCAUUCUUUAAAUUGAGAAUCAUCCUGAAGCUUUUAGAAAUUCUCAUAAUGGAAGUCAAGCUUCAGUAGUCCUCCUUUUUUCUAAUAAUUGAGUUAUGAAUAAUAUUUGGUAUAGAAGUGCAACUACUGCCAUUUUAUGUCUGAUGCAGUUCUAGUCUGGUUUUAAUAUUAAUUGAUUAUUAAUAUUAAUUGAUAAAAUAAAUAGCUCAAUUAUAUCCUUAAAGCUCUUCCUUGAGUUAGGUAUCUAAAAGGUCAAUUUACAUCUAGCAGCGGUAAAAUCUCUCAACCCAAUGUCCUUAACCUUUCUACAAAAACAGUCCAGUUUUGAGAUGGUCAUUUACAUGACUCAUGCUUCUCACUUUGUGUCCCCAAGACCUCAUUGUAUAUGUGACUCUCUUCUGAUCAUUCCAAGAGUUUUUGUUUUUAAUGGGAGAAUAAACAUGGGUGAGUAUGAAACACUUCUGUAUUUCAAGGUAUAUGCCAUCUACAUUCACACACUUUGAGAUCUGAUAUAUCAUCAGGCUAAAAGAAACGUAUUUCAGCCCCAUUAAAUGUCAAUGACAAUUUUUGUAUUACAUGAAAAAAAGAUCUGUAGCAUUUCUGUACUACUACCCAAUGAUUAGUACAGGAACAGAACUUGUCUCAAAAAUUCUCCUUUUCUAUGGUUACCCAUAUUCCUUUAAACUCUAGAAUUUCAUGCAUACAAGUUGUUGUGUAACGUUUGAACUUUCCUUUCUUAAUUGCCUUUUGUAGAUUCUUCAAAUUUGUGCAGUAUGAGGGAUGCUUGGAUCAUAGGUUUUAAAAAACUUUGAAGACUAAUUUAAGAUCCUCAGAGCUCCUAUUAAGAAUGGUACUAGAAAAUGUGCAUAGUAAAUGUUGAAUCUAUCAUGAGUUAUUGUUAUUUUUUUUCCUUUCUCAACAUUGAAAAUUUAUAUUACAGCAAUACCUGAAGGCAAAGAUCGGAAAUAGGUAUAAACAUAUGAGACACCAUAGCAAAUGCAAUAGGACUACUUGGAGGUUCAUACUUAUGCACAUAAUUCAGUGCUGCUGUGAUUUAGGAUAAGAACAUGCCCUAGAAACAGUUUUUCUCACAUUCAUUCUUUAAAGUAUUUUUACUUCAUUCAAAUAAAAUGAGAAGACAGUGGUUGCUGCAAAAAUCUGAAUGUUUACCUAAUAUUUUUCAGUGUUAAACAUUUAACUUCUAAUGAUCUUUACAGUGAUGUAUCAUUCAUAAUGUAAUUCAUGGUUAAAAAAAAAAAAAAAGACUACAUUGUUGUCAGUCUUUGGUUCCUUCCUCAACAAAACCCAACACAAAACCAAAACAAAACAACAACAACAACAAAAGAAAACAAAACAAUUCAAACCUUUGUCAUUUGCAGGAUAUGGGAAUAUUUGUCCAUGACAUUAUUAUUGGUAAAUGUCAGAUGUUGUUUAUAGAGCUAAAAGCAUUAGAAACCAAGAAUGGGAUCAUCAAACUUUGCAAUAUAAAUUUUUAAAGGUUAAUGUUCAUGAUUAGCUCAGAUACACAAUGCUAAGCACACAGUAAAUUGCUUAAUGCAACUCACCAUAAAUGCCUUCAGUCUUUUGUUCUGAGCUUCCUAAAUGUUUACUUAUUUGAUUUCACACUCAUAAAGUUUGUAAAUUUAUUGACAUAGUUGAAAGAUUAUACAUAUUUUUCUAGUGCUCUUCAUCCAAUCAAUAAAAGAAGAAAGUUAAAUUGGUUUGUGACAGUGAAUCACAAUCAAUUGUUAGAGAUAUUUGCAAAGAAACAGAAGUGUACUUUCUUGAGAGUCAAGUUUAAUUGUAAUCUUAUUUCAUUUUCUCCUUUAUCUACUAUUUUUUUUACCAAAAUUUCAUUCUAAAACCCCCAAAAUACUGUAUAUCUUACUACUACUUACAAGGUGAAAGAGGUCAAAAUAAUGUCACCUUUGUUAUGAACGAAUGUGGGAAGGAAAAAGGGGGGGGAAGAGAAUCUUUUCAUUUAACAAUAGUCUAAAAGUCUACAGUGCCCUAUCACCUCAAAAUAUCUUGAUAUAUGUAUGUAAUUUGAAUUCCAGCUAUAUCAUUCUGACAGUAGAGAUGGUCUUCGGAUGGGAGCAAAUGAAUUUACUUAUUGAAAUGAUCCUUUACGUUAACAGUACAGCAGAGAAAGAGGUCUUAACUGUAUAUGAGACUAUUUACUUGAGUGACAGCUCAAAAGGAAGCCAAAAUGUACAUAAUAGACUAUUAAUUCCUUUCCUGUUUUUAUGUGCCAUGAAGUUGAAAAACAAGAGAUUGGGUCUGAAACUAGCUGCUUAAAAUAAACUAUUUCAUUUAAAACUUUGAAGAAGCAAAUUCAUUAUCAAAAUGAUUUAUAUAACUAUAACCUUUUAGAUUAUAUGGGGUUUAGAUUUUUAAGCAAAGUUAUAUAUAUUAUAUAUAAUAUCCUUGUAUAUUCAAUUGAGAAGGAAGGAGACAAUGACUUCUUUUGUUACUUCUGAUAGAAGAUUAUGUUUAUUGCUGCUGAUUAUUUUCCAUAUAAAAUGAUUUAACAGACCCUUUAAAUCACUUCUUUAAAAAUCAGGUGCCAAUUUUUCUGAUCACCAAUGAUACCCUUCAGUUUUUGAUUGUUAACCAGUACAGGUUCCAAUUUUGAAAAUGUUGCUUUUUCCUCAUAAUAGAAAAGAAGGAAUCUACACUUUAUCAAAAAUAAAUGUCAACAUGUUUACUAAACCACCUUAAUGUCUUUUUCUUUGGUAAUUUGGGCACAAGAAACAUUAUUUUUGUUCAUAUAUUUUAUCCACUCAAUGGAGCUAAGCACUGAAAAAAAGUCAGGGAAAGGUGGAUCUUAGUUGUUCCACCUACUAAUUGAAAUCAUGCGUAAGAGAAAGAAAACAGAAGGCAUGAUUCUUCUGUUUCCCUACAACAGUCAACAAUGAAGAACCUUCACAGGGAUUAACAAACCAAAUCACUGCUAUAAAAAUGACUUUGAUAAUUCAACUUUGUAACAAGGUGAAACUCUCAAUGAAACUGAAAGAAAUUUCUCUAGCAAAAUGCAAAGGCUUUACUUCCAAAACUGUGAGCCUUCCGAAUGAUUAGGACUUUGAACAGGGGAAGGUUUUGCCCACCUUUUGCAACUGCACAAUGGCUGUCCCAAAGAGACUUUAAGGUUUUUCCAUUCCACCAGCACUGCCCCACACUUUAUUAAGGAUGAGGGCACCCAGGAAAUUAAUAUAUUUUUCAGAACAACAAUAUUCUGUACCUAAAUUUAUUUUUUAUUAUUAUUUUUAGCUUUUCAAUAGAAAAAGCCUUCUUACAUCCCUUAGGUAGUUUUCUUUUAAAAAGUGAGGCAAUGUUUCCAUAGUUCAUAAAUGUUGUAGAUAGUUUGGGAUUGGUUUCUUUUUGUUUUGUUUUGUUUUGUUUUUUUGUUUGGGUGUGGUUUUUUUGUUUGUUUGGGGUUUUUUUAAUAGUUCUUAGUACUUAACAGAAGAGGCCUAAAAAGUCACCAGUAGUAUUCUAAAGCUGUCUUUGUACAAGAACUACUUGCAUUAAUGGAAAAAACCCAACCAACCAACCAAAAAAACCCACACAUAAAUCUCAUGGCCUGGAGUUCAUUCUAAUGAGGAAUCCAAAAUACUGGGGAAAGGAGGUGAGGAGGGAAAACUCCUGGAGUGAUGCUGGUGAUGGUGAUCUGACCUUUGUCUUUAACCUUUCCAGUAUACUUCUUGGACUCAGCAAAGGAAUAAAUUCUGAAAGAACUUUUUAUGCACAUGCAGCAGCAGAAAUAAUGGAUGCAGUACUGCUGCCAAUCUUGUGCAAACCACAAGACCCACUCAGUUUACACAAGAGUACUGUGCACAAGGGCAGAAUAUCUGGCAUUGUCUGGAUUCUGAAAAAGCUGAAUGCCUGGAGCUGCUAGAUAUAGGCUGGGCUCACCUCUGGACAGGGUUUGAGUAACUAGAAAAGUUGUUCCCCUUCUCAAGCUCCUAACCCAUGGGACAAAUAAAAUAGAAAAUACUGAAAAAUAAAGAAUAUUGAACAAAAUUCCUCAGGAGUCUCCCUUACUUCCUGUGUUUGUGACUAAGGCUUCUAACAUAUAAAUUCAAGAAAACUGCCCUCCUUAGCAUUAACCUCCACAGAUGGACUUGGAGAAUAUUAUUUGACCUGAAUUUUAAAUCCCAGUUUUAUUUCUUUUGAAAGGUAUGUCAACAUUGAAAUAAAACACAAGUAAAUAAAGACAAGUCAAAAUGACACAUUUUGCCAAAAUCCUCACUCAAAACAAUAUUAAAUAAGAAUUAUCAAGCAUAUCUAACUCUAACCAAAACUCUUUUAUUAGGCAUUUUAAAGAGUCAUUAUUUAUAAUCAUGAAAUUUAAUUAGAGAUCUGGGGAUUAUGCUCUAUUAUGCAUUUGUUUCAAAAAAUAGUAAUCUUAGAGCUGCUUGUAAUUUGGUAAAUUAAAUGCUAUUUAGUAUGGUCAUAUAUAAAGGUAAACAAUACAGGUAUUUAAGACAUUUGUCAUGAAAAUGUACACAGAACACACAGAAUUUUAGAGACAGACCUGCUAAUGGUAACAGUUUCUUUUCUCAGCAGAUGGAUGAAGCAGAUGGAAGACCUGUGUUUUCUUCACACUUUUUCUACAAUCAGUAGUUACAGCAGUAAUAUCAAUUCUACUCUGGAGAUAUAUAUGCAGCAAUUUUUCAUCUUAUUCAGUUUUCCUUUUUAAUCAGAUUAGGCUUUUGGUAGUCCUCAGAAAUAUGUAACACAGAAAAAAACUGCAGGCAGUUGUAUGGAAGUAUGAGGGCCUUCAAGUAUAUUCGUUCUACAAAUAAAAGCAAAUUUUCCUUAGGAAAAGAAAUACAACACAUUAUACAGUAUGAUGAGUUUGUUAUAUACAAGUCAUAUUUGAGACACUGUUCAGGAAGAUUUGCCAUCACAUGUGCCAAAAAGGAGGCUCUACUAGAAACAUUCUUGUUGCAAAUUCUAAAAUAUCCUAUUUGUCCUCAUUUUAUUGUGGAUUUCUCAAUAGUAUUCUGUAUUUUGUUUCAGUAAGUUAAGCUAUUAAGCCAUAUAAAUAUCGCUGAAGUGGAUAAGAAGCACUUGUGCAAUCUGUUUCACUAGCUCAUCUUUGAAGGCUCUGACUUCCUAGCUGUAGGGUGAUUACAAGGAAGGAGAGUGGCAGAAAUGUUUUAAAACUAUCACAGUUACAUCUGGUCAUUCAAAAAAAUUCCCAGACAUCUUUGGGGGGAAUUUCAAAGGAAACCAUUCAGGAAGCUGACACGAGAUCUGCCAAUGAACCAGAACACUAAGUACCUAGUGUAAGUGAGCUGAACCUAACACUGGAAUAAUUUGUUUCUGUACUAACUGCAGACAUUCCAGAGAAAGAGGAAUGUACUCAAUGUGUCAGAAUCAAUGAAAACACCAUUGUAGUGGUUAAUGGGCAAACAAGUAGAAAAUAUAUUAUGACAUAUAUGAAACAAGCUACAUAAUAAGCUCUGAAACUAAUAAAAUUACAUGACACAUGUUUCUGCUGUGUGUUGCUGACAAAAACUAGGUGCAGGUUUAGACUCAUUAUCUCUGACAACACCAAUACCAGUACGUGGUAAUGAGAUAAAACCCUAACUCAAAAUGAAGCUGGAUGACUGAAACCACUGUAUCCCAAAAGGUAACUAUAUGUUUGCUAAAGAUAGAUAGUAAAAUUCCUAGUGAAACUGAACGUUUGUAAGGACAAUAACAAAACCUACAGAUCCAGUAGAAGGGGGUGUAGCAAGCAGGACUGAGGAACUGUUCAUUCUCCUCCACUUGGCACUGGUGAGGCUGCACCUCAGAUCCUUGUGUUCAGUUUUGGGCCCCUCACUACAAGACACUGAGGUGCUGGAGCAUGUCCAGAGAAGGACAGUGGAGCAGGUGAAAGGUCUGGAACACAAGACUUAUGAAGAGCAGUUGAGAUAGAUGGGGAUGUUUAGCCUGGAGAAGAGGAGGCUUAGGGAAAACCUUAUCGCUGUCUACAGCCACCUGAAAGAAGGCUGUAGCCAGGUGGGUGUCAGUCUCUUCUCCCAAGUAACAAGAAACAGGAUGAGAGGAAAUUACCUAAAUUUGUGCCGGGAAAAGCUUAGAAUGGGUAUUAUGAAAAAUUACUUUACCAAAAGUGUUGUCAAGCACUGGAACAGGCUGCCGAGAGAAGUGGUUGAGUCACCAUCCCUGGAGGUAUUUAAAAGACAUUUAAAUGUAGCACUUAGGGACGUGAUUUAAUAGUGGACUUGACUUGUGAGGUUAAUGGUUGGACUCAAUGAUCUUAAAGGUCCUUUCCGAACUAAAUUAUUCUAUGAUUCUGUGAAUAUAAAUCUCCAGGUUUCAAAACUAGAGGUAAAAAACAUCUACUGCUGGUGGGGAAUAAAAUAACCUUUAAACAUAUAGUUCCAUGAGCAAAUUAUUCUGGGAGAAUAUUUCUGCUUAUCGCUGAGAAGCAUAUGGAUAUGGCUAUUGCUGAACACAAAAUACUGAAGUAAGGGUCUCCCUUACAGAAAAGGAUGGUGCAGAGUUUUCAGAGAUUUUUCUGACUGGGAACACAGAUAGGAUCAUGGGAGUUGUUAAGACUGUCAUGCUGUAUUAUGCCCUUUUAGACUUCCUUCUAAUAAAAUCUUGUUACAAGAUUUUCAAGUUUUUUACACUAUAGAUCUUAUUUCCUUUUUGUCUGUGAAAAUCAAUUUUUUUUUCCUAGCCUUCUCUGUAGAAGUUUUUAAGGUCCAUAAGGAAGACUUUGGUGGUUUAUACGCAAUUUACUGCCAGCAAUUCUUAGUGGGAAGAAAGGUGGAUGUGGUGGUUACUUCUGUAUACCACAAGUAGAACAUUAGCACUAGCACUUUAAGGCAGUGUAACUGAGACUUUUGAUUUUAAAAGUCAUAAGAUGUUGUAAUGAAGUUGAUUGACAAUAUUAUUUUGCUCUGGUUAGAAGUACAAGCAGGUAAUUGUCACAUGCAGAGAAAACAUGGAAGUGUCAACUCAGCCGAAGAUAUUGGGCCAUCCUUCUGACUACACAGUACCCUAUCUAGGAGAAGCAUUACUUUGUAUUGACUUUUAAACUGACUUCUAUUUUCAUUAAACAGCACGUCCUUUAGAAGAAACAAGCAGUAUAGCCUUAAUCCUAAUGCAGUUACAACAGUCUUUCUACAGAUUCAUUUGAGCAAGAGAGAAUGGGAUAUGUAGUAAAAUGAAGGAAUGUAGAAAGUAAUACAUAAAGAUUAAACACAUGUAGAUUGGCAGAAAAGUUAACAUCACUACUAGCUCAUGUCUUUCUGGCAGGAUCUACCACAGAAGCAUAUUUUUGCCUUUUCCUCCCCGCCCCUUUAAUUUUCUGUUUUCUUCUCAUGCAUCUAUUGUAAAGGAAUGUAUAAAUAUGAUGUGCUCAAUUAUUAAUCAUGUAUCAUUCAAGCCUGGCAAGCAGCUUCAGAAAUAAAAAUGCAGAGAAGACUUAAAAUUAUAUCCCACUUCAGGAGUUUUACCUAAAAAUAGCUUGUUCCUGUAUCAGCCACAUCCUGUUGACUUUUAUCACAGAAGUACCAGGCUGGAAUUCUAAGUAUUCACAUACUGCAAGACAUAUUUGCUUAAAAAAAAAAAAAAAGUGAAUAAGUGAAGCUAACAUGAACUCAGGUGGCUUUCUCUGCUGCACUGUACAAAGAACCUACUAUCAUUUGAAGCUGCCUGUAAACUCAUAUGAUUUUUUUUGCCCAGAUUACAAAAAAAUGACAUUAAGAAGAAAACAAAGCAAAGCUUUAAAUCAUAGUCUGCUUUCUGUUAGUUAGUUCCAAGAAGUCUGAUUAGAAUUUAUUAAAACAUAUUUCUGCAUUUUAAAAUAUCAGAUUAUUUAAGACAUUGACAACAUAGCAACUACUAAAACUAAGAACAAAUGAGCUCCAUUUACUUUUGAAAAUAAGGAUCAAUUCUGGGAGAGGUAGGAAGGCAGAAGUCUGAGAACUGGAAUUGCUGCUAAUAAUAAUAAGGCCAAAGCGGAACAGUACCCUCCUAGAAUAUACUCUUCUCCUAAUCUUCCUUCUAUAAAGAGCAUCUUUCUAUUGCAUUGGGAAAUGUUGCUUCCCUUGCUCAUGGAAUGGAUGUAAAUGACAAGCCUUGCUUUGGUAGUUUGCAGGUUGCAGUAGUGGCCUCUGUGACAAGAAGUUGAGGACUGUCAUGUACUGGACACAGUCAAUUCCAGCUGGUUCUGUGAAAGAUCCACUACUAGACAAAGCUGAACCCAUCAUCCAUAGUGUUUGGUGCCUCUGGAAAAACAUAUUUAAGACAGGUUAGAAAAUGUUGGGGAGAAAAAGGAGGAAGGAAUUAAAAGUAAGGAACAACAAAGGGAACACCAAAGUCAGAGGAGAAGGUGCUCCAUGGAAGAACAGGCACUUACAGGAAAGGAUUGCAACUUGUGGAGAUCCCACACCAGAACAGAGAAAUAAAAAAAGAAAAGUGAGGAGUGGAGGAAUAAAAUACUGUGUACUCAUCAUAACUCUCACAUACCCGUCUCCCCCUCCCAACCUGGCAUGGUGCGUUGCCUCACUGUAGAGACUGCAUGUAACCUAUAACAAUAACAAAGGAGGAAAGAGGAAUUUGGAGUGAAGUUGAGCAUGGGAAAAAUGGGAGGGAAAGGUGUUUUCACUAAGUGUGUAAAUGUUUGGUUUAUAAUUCUUUUCCUUCCAAUACCCAAAUCAGUAAUUGCAUGUUUAUUUUCACUGACAGUAAAUUUAUUCAUCACAAGUCAAAUCUGUUUUGCCCAUAGUGGUAACUGAUAAGUGAUCUUCAUGUCUCCAUCUUGAUCCAAAAUGUUUCUAAUUCCUGUUCUUCCUCUUCCUCCCCUGUCCUAGUGAGGAGGGGGAGGGAGAGAAUGGAUGAGUGUAAGUUUGGUUACCAGCAGAGACCAACCCAUCACAGCUUUCCUUGUUCUGGAAAGGAAGAGUGAAAAAAAUCCCCAAAAAAAGUCAUCUUCUGACAUAUUCUUAGUUUCAGAAUGCAUGUGAAGAUGUGUUUGAUUUUUUUUUAGUUUCAACAAAUCCUUUCUGGUUGUAUCUUAGGUUCCUGAGUGGAUUGCUGGAUCUCAGAGUGACUCAAAGUCAUGUAGGUGACACAUCAUAAACUAUAUCUUCCUUCCUGGUUCAUUCCAGGAAAAUGUAGACAUUAUUUAAGCAGUCCAGGAAUUUACACUGAAGUGCAAUCUAAGGUUGAACCAAUCUGCAUUCUGUCAGCAACAAAACAGGUAACCUCCACCUUUUUCAACAUCAGAGUCACAGCUCUAGACCACACAAAUAGAAGAUGUCUCAGGUUCUGGGUUCUUGUUUUCUUACAUUGAGUUACAACAACUUUGGCAAAAAAAAAAAAAAAAAAAAAAAAAAAAAAAAAAAAAAAAAAAAAAAAAAAAAAAAAAAAAAAAAAAACAAAACAAAAAAAAACACCACAAAAAACACCAGUCCUUUUCACCCUGCUGCAAUGUCUCUUUAAAAUUUCUCAAGAGAGUUACUGGUGUUAAAAUAUAGAAGGUUAAAUGGUAUAAUGGAGGUUGGUUAACAGAUUGGCCAUCUACGAAACUCAGCCUUCAUAAGUAAAAUCACAGAAGCAAACUAGCAGGGUUUGUCCAGAAGACCUUGCCAUGUACUGGGUUGACUACCUCAAACAAGCUAUUGUUUCCCUGAUCACUGCCUGUCACUGACCACUGAUAAGCAUAAUGGUUCUUUUCAGUUUCCUUCUCUGUACUGCUUUCCUUCAGGGCAAUUUGUUGCUAUGUCCUCUGAGUGUUUAUGUGUUCAUGCAUUUAUUUUUCAUUGAAUUUCUUUAUGUCUUUGUAGGAAGGAAGAAAAGGAAAAGGGACGAAAAAGAUUUGAUGUGUCUCUUGUCUAGAAAUAUUUGUCCUCAGGUGGAAAUGAGUAAGAUUGUUUGCAUAGGUUGCUGGGGUGAGAAGACAGACAGUGUCAUGUCAGAGAGAGAAAUUAAAGCUAUUUUUCUUUAAAACAUUGUUUUUUAAAAAUGAAAAAGUAGCAAUACUAAAGCUUCCUAGAAACUUCUCAAGGACUAAGAUUUGGGAGCUCCAAAACCAGCUAAAGGUUGGAGCUUUUUAUCAAUAUAAAACAAUGCCUUCAUUAGGAUUCAUUAGGGUUUUAUGAGAAGAGGAAAAGAAAAAGAUAUGAGGAAGAAGAAUGAGUUUUCAAGUCUUUCAAAUAAUGUAGUGACCAAAUUAAAUAGUUACUAAACCCCUAAAAUAUCACUAGUCAAGAAAAGGCAUGUAGAAUAAAUAGGAAACUGGAUACAUUUGGAAUUUGGUCUUGAAACAUAAACUCUGAUGUCUUUGAAUGUCUGUAUGCUUGGGGCACAGUUUUUCCUUGAUUAGGUAAGGGACUCCAUAAGAGAGAAUUUUUUAGCUGGUGGGAGGUUUUUGAGGUUCACUUGCUUCUCUUAGAAUCUGUUCUGAAGCUGGUUUUGUAGUGACAAAUGGCAGUAAUUGUAAAAUGCCUCCCAUACUGCUAUAACAGGAGGCUCAACUUUUCUUCAGAGUCAUUCUGAGUGGUGAUAAUUGUGGACUUAAAUAAUAUGGAGUAAAUCAUUAAAACAGCCUCAAACUGAUAAGAGUGAAAAAGUAUAAAAGGAAGGACUUCAGAUUAUGUAAAAUAGGGAAAAAAAAAAAAAGGCUGGUAGUUCUGCAGUGAAGGGACAAAAAGCAGAAGAUAUGAAAAACAUAACAACAAACUUAUUACAAAUGUUUUGGAAGAGAAGAAAAAUGAAACACAAAAUAUUUCAGUUUAUGUGAUCAGAAAGUUAAUUAGCUCAACAAUUAUGUACUUAACCCAGAUCUAGUUAAGGUAAACUAUGUAGCACUAGUUAAACUAGGUAUACCAAAAUAAAAACAUAGACAGAGAAAGCACUCUUCAUUAGUUGCUCAAUUCUGCAUGGCAAAAGGAACAGAAAUUAUCUCAUAAAACUUUACAUACAACCAAUAAAAUCAUAAGUAUAUUGAUCUGGCUAAAUCUCCAUGAACAUGUCACAUCUUUCUCCAGUUAUUUUGGUGCAUGCUAAGUUGAUAAUCAGCAUCAUUGUACUUAAGUAAUUGUACUUUAGGUUUUAAUUGUACUUUAAGUUUUCCCACAUGUUAGAAAACUUUGACACUUUCUAAGUAUGUUUUUAUUUCAUUAGAAAAUGUCUCUUCUUUGUGAUUUCUGUAUACUUACCUAUGAAGCCAUUUGUCACUUUUUCUUGUGGAAAAGAAAAAAACUGAAAGGAGAAAUGACAGAGGAAAAUAAAACUAGAAGUGGCAUAAAAUAAGAUGGACAGAAAUUUUUCACUCUGUUUUCCAGUGCAUGAAACAGGAGGUGUCAAAUUGAGCCAGUAGGAACAUGUUUCAAGACAGACAAGAGUAGGUGAAAAAGACCUCACCAGAACUAAUGUGGAUGCAAGAAGUUCAUAUAGGUUGGUUGUUUGGGAGACUGAAAAGGUUUAUGGAUGUGAAAUUUGUGGUGGGUUGCAAAUAAAUAGAACCACAUAGAUUCAGGAGAUUUCUACUGUGAAAAUAGCUGGAGCAUGAAAUUAGCAUUAGACAGAAGUGUCAUAUUAUAACCUUGUCCUGCUCUUCCUUUUCUCAAGCCAUUCACUUGUGGAUGCCUUUGAACACAAUACACAGCUCGGCCUUUGGCUUGACUCUCUAACUGCUGUAAAUCACUGAUGCCUCCAAGUGAAACUCUAAAUGUCUCUUCAAAGUAUUCUACUCCAUGAACAUCAUAUAGUCUAAAUAACUACUCCAUGAAUUCUCAAAACUUUUGAUAACUUGCAACCUUUAGUUCUAUUCCUAAUGAUUUAAUAAGGGAGUUUUUUUAUUUAUCACAUUUUGUGUGUAUUAUCCAAAACCUCUAUUUUGACUAUAUUUCCUUCCCCCUUUCUCUUCUGACAAAAUUUUCCACUUCUAUUAUUCUUACCAUUUUCCACUUCCUAGAGUUUCUGUUCUAUAUGCAUUAGGGUUUACAAUUGCGUUGAAAUAAUAUUCUGUUCUGUUUUUUUUUUUUCCUUCUGCCUGUAAACUGAAAAUUGGCAAUACUUUUCCAGUCAGUUUUCAUUUGGGAACAGAUUUUCUUGGAUUUAAUUCUGUUUUCAACCCUUUCCCCUUCAUUAUUUAGAAUAAGUUUCAUAUAGGUUACUGAGAGAAGAAACUUGUCAGCCUCUACAAAGAUAUCACACAGUAGAGAAGUAUUUUGAAGAUCUGAUGACCCCUUAAAAAUUCUGCAGGUAAAAUUUUAAAUAUGAAAUAAAGUUUUGUCUCAAUUUUAAAACAAAAGGUUUAUCUCCAUAGUUUUAUUACCCAACAGUGACCAUUCACUAUACAUGGCUUGUUUGGAGCAUAUUUCCUUCAUCAACAUUUAACCUCUUGCUGGCCAUACACAUAAGCUAGCUAUCUUACCAGUCUUUUCUCUUAUGCAGUCCUAAGGUAUUUUAUAAACUAAACAUCAGAAUCACUUUAUCCUACACUGACUGAAUUUUAUUCACAUCUCAGCUGAAACAGAACUGUCUUGUAACAUUAUGCAACACAUUCAAAGUGGUUUAAAAUAAAAGAGAUCAACACAUUAGGUAAAAAUGCAAGUAUAAGUUUUCAAAUAUACACAAACUUAGUAGCUAGAUUAGUGUAAUGAUCAAUACACUACUUUUAAAGAGAGUAUCAAGGAAAAAUUAUUAAUCUAUAAUAAGCAGAAACCUUAAUCUAAUUUGACAUUUUACUUCUAUGACUUAACAUUUAAUAAAUGGAUAAUUUUUAGAGAACAAACAUUUGCUACUCAUUUAUAAGAUAUCAUACUUAUUUCCUCCUUUACUGUUAUAAAAUUAUUGUGUCAUUUAGGUACUGCCUUAUGGUAACUUUGAAAAUACUUACUCAUUCUGUAACAAUGAUACAGCACCAGUUCCAAAGCAAACCCAGCUUUCGACAUUAAGCAUUGGAGUGGCAGGUACAACUUGUUUCCAUCAGUGUUUCCCUAAUUCUAAGAUUAGAAUAAGGGGAUAUUUCUUUAAUAUUAAAUUAAUACCUAUAACCUUGGGUCAUACAGCUACACCAUCUUCACUGACAACACCCUAAUGUACAUAUCGUGGAAACUCUGAGUUGUUUACUUAUUUCUAAAUGGUGAAGAAUCCAAAUCAGUUGAAAUACCAACAUACCAUCAACAAAAAACAGUGUUCAGCAUGGGAAAAACAGCUGUAACAAUUUGCUCUUCCAUCUUAAAAACCAAACUUUUACAUAAAAUAAACAUGAAAUAUUGGCAUAUUUAUUAAAAUUAUUCCCUAUGUCAAAGAGAAAAAAAAAAUCUUACUUCAAAAACCAUCAUCCAUAAAAAUUGCAAUCAACACAAUUUAUUUCUGCUUUCUAUAUUGUGCAAUACUAUGGCUUAAUAACAUGUCUGCACUGACUGCUCUGAAUGUAUCUUUUCUUUCUAUAUCUAUCCACACCUACAGUAAGACUAGAAAUGGUUCAGAGAACAGAGUGUGCACUACAUGGUGAAGGCUUCUCCAAGUAAUUAUUUAACUGCACAAGUUGGAUGGCUCAAAGGCCCCUUUUUACAAUGUUCAUUUUGUUUUUCACGGAUUUACUGAAUGUGACCAGAGGGUCUCUUUCAUUAGAGGCUUUAAGAAACAGAUUAAACAAACAGUUAUCAGAAAGUUUGUCAAACAAUUAAUCCUGUAUGGGAGCAGUGGAAUGAACUUGGUGAUUUUCAAGGUCCCUACAUCCUACAUUGUAAAAUUUAAAAACAAAGUCAAAUGUGAAAGAUCACUUUGACAAUUUUGAGCAUGAACCAAUGCCUUCUUGUAUCAGAGGUAGCUUUUUCAAUUAAUUCCAAACCAUAUAGGAUUAAGGAACACAACACUGAUGAUUCUAAUCCAUGUUUUUACAGUCUGUUAUAUCUUUUAUCAUUAGAGCAUAAGUUGUCAAAGAUAUGAUUAUAUUAAGUAUUGCAAAUACAUUUGAGAAUGUAUUUGGACACAUACAUACAUUAUAAAUAUCAGACAGCGAUGUGUAAUUUAAGUUGUCAAAUGUGUUUUGAACACUAUGUUUAUAGCCCAGAGAGCUGCUCAGUGAUUUGUAGAAGGGCAGACAUCUGGAUCAUUAUGGUAUCUGUAUGAUCAAAAAAUAGAGACUUGAUUUCACAGCCAUUUUUGACCUCUCUGAAUAAUUUCAAUCUGAGUAUGCAAAAUCUCUUCCCCCAGCAGACAACAGCAUUGUACCCAUGUCAAUUAUUGUAGGCAGUCAAUGUAUGGUUGCUGAAUAAGUGAUUCAGUCCUUACAGAAUUGGUAUUUAGAUCUGGCAUCUGUUUUUCUUGGCUUGUUUCUCUGCUGACUCUGCCAGCUUCUUAAUGUGUGUCCCUUGCUUUCUCUUACAUGCAUAGACAUUUUUCCGUUGCCUCUCAAUUUCUGCAGCAAGUAACAUGUUGACCUGUCUUCUUUUCUGUGAUCCUGUUUUUUUACCAGUCACAGUGUGCAACCCGUUCUUUAAUUCUAUUGAGUAUGUUUCAACUUUUAGCAUAUUGUUUGGCUUUAGUUUCCCCCUCCAUUGCUCCAUAUACAAAGGAUUGUGAGACAAAAUGAAGAAAGAUAUGGAUUCACCACAAAAGGUAGAAAACUUGGGGUAACAAUAGGAAUUUUUUCUCCCAAGUACAUAUUCCUUAAACUUGUCAAAAGAAAAGUGUUAGCACACCAUAAAAGACAUCCAAGACCUAUAGUUUCAAAACUAGAAAGGCUGCAAAGACAUCAAAAGUCUUGCUGAUGACAGGUUUCUAACAGGGUUUUCAAAGUUAUUUAAUCCCUUCCUUCUCUUCAGUUUAGAGGAAGUAAAGGUCAUUUCAUCUAUAUGUAUCCUGAGAACCUAAACAGUUCUCAGACAUAGGCCCACUGUCUGCCUAAACAUUUACAGACAAUUUCAAAUCUAGCCACAUUACAGAACAAUAUGAGACAACACAUAUCAGUACAGUGUGAUACUGCUAAAACUGCCCAUUAUCCUCUGAAACCACCCAACUUCACAUAUAGUUUAAAAUGCAAACACACUGAUAGUGGACAAGGUCAGAAACAAAAUGCAGGACUAAAAGUACCUCAGCUAUCAACCUGAAGGAAAGUUCUAAUGUUAAUCCAGAAAUCUAAAUAGGUAUCCUGACCAAAAAAAUAACACUUUAAAAAAUCAGUUAAGAUCACUAAAUUGAAUAGAUUCCAACUGCCAUGUAGAACAACUCUAAUCAUAUGGAGCUGUAUUCACUACAACGUAAACAGAAAGAGAAGAUAGCUCAAAAUUAAGUCCUUGGAAAUGAAAAACAAAAGAACAAUUGGUAAUGAUGACCAAUAUGACCAACAUGACCAACACUUCCUACACAGAUGCACAUGCAGGUGACUCACAGACAUGAGUACAUGAGCUUAAACCACAUUUUUGGGAGGGCUUUUGAAGAUGGUUGAAGGACUUCUUCCCAUGAUAAUGAGAAGAUAGAAAAGAAUUUCUAGAGGCAUCUGUUUUGCAGGGAUCUUGUGUGAUGAUUAUUUCAAUGCAAUGGAGCUCUUAUUGUCACAACCAGCAGCAACAAAAAGGUAUUUGGAGAAAAAUAAAAUCUUAAGAGAAUAAGGGAGGUGAUUCUAUAGAAUUAUUUCAUUGCUACUUAUUUGGCUUUGAUUCAAGAAAAGUCACAAAAUGCUUAAAAAUAUGUCUGAGAUUCUGUGAACCUUUCAACAUUGUCAGGACAAAAAUUAAAGGAAGCUUGACCUCUCUGACUCUGACAGAGACUUCAUAAAAUUAUUAUUUCCUCAUUUCAGUUUAUGCCUGCCUCCUGGACUUUUAUCCAUACACAGAGAAAAAAAAGAAAAAGUCAACAAACUGCUAAUCACCAGUGGCAUAAAAGUAUAUUUUGUUAUAGUAUUGAUAAACUCCGCUUAAUCAGUCACUUACCCAGAUGAUUUUCAAAAGUCCCUUGCAAUUUAUAGCAUAUUAUUGAAUCCUGAAGUACAAGGGCCUGUUGAUCCAAGUACAACAUCUUCUACUGGGAUGCUCAAUUAAUCACCACUAGUUUUCCAUGUGCAAAUAAAGGGAUUUUUUUCUUAGUGUUUCAACACUUUCUAAUUUUGUGUUUCUCUUAUUUAGAGAAGUUGAUCUCCAUUAGUUUACAAACUUUAUGACAUUUGAAAUGACACACCAUUCACUUCAAGAUCUGAAAGUAAAAUAGGAGGGUUGACUUUGGGAAUUCUAUCAAAAUCCAAUAAUCAAAUUCUUGAAUUCUGUGUGAGCUCUGCUACUCAACACAUGAAGGAAGAGAGCCCUGUGCAUGUCUACUUCACACAACCACAUGUAGAAAAGGUAUGGUUUCCACCUCCCCUCCUUCCCUAGGAGAGGGAUCUUGCACUUUUUACCCAGGAACAGAACUUCUCUCUGUGUGACUAGUACCCCUUGCUCCUGACCCCUGGUAACAUCCUGCCAAGUAUCCCCAAGAGGAUCUGUCUGUCACCGUUGUGUGUCUCUGUUACACUUCAUCUUUGAUCACUGCUGGCCAUUAAUUCCAACAUUUUAUAGAACAAAUUAUCACUAUUGACAUGCUCUUAGAGAAAAGUGGAACAACGGAAGAAGUUGGUAAGAGAAGAAAAGCAAGUAGGUAUGUAGGUCAUUUGGUUCAAUAGACUUAAGAAUUUUGUUCAGUCUGACAAGAUAGCAGUUAAAUGCAGUAAAGUUAAUUUCUGACAGCAUAUCUCAACAAAAUUUUCAAUGGAUUUCACAUUCCCUUUCAUAAAAAUAUUUUAAGAGGCAUGACAUUGUUUCUUAACCUCCAAAUGAAUUAUUUACUGACCUUCUGACUAUUAGCAUCCUAGUAACAUUUCAAAUGCUAUUAGGAUAUCUAUUUUAUUAUCCAGCACUAUCUUUUUCUAUUUUUCUACAGGAUAUCACCUUAAAGAAAAUUAAAAAGGUAAAAACAAUAAACAGAGAAUUCUUUUUAAGAAAUGAAAUCAUAUUCAGAUGACUGCAUCCAGGAGAAAUAGCUUUGAAUUGAGGGGAAAAUUAUUAUUCGCUUCAAACCUUUCCGUUCUCUCUUAUGUAUACUCCUGCCACUCUUGCAAUUCCAUCAAUUUUGUACUGAAAUUGUAUUAGCCUUUCAUAGACAGUAUACUGAUGAGAAAGAGAGAAGGAUCGUUAUUCUCUUGCUGUUUCCAUGUUGUGGUUUCUUUGUGACAAACUCUGUAACUCCAUCACCGGUAUUAUUCAUUAAAUAACAAGAUUAAUUAAUGAGAAGACCAGUCUGUUUCACUUUGACUAACAUGCAUAAACUAAUGUGGUUCUUCUGAUGUUUAUGAAACUUUCAUAAUAAAAAUAUAACUCCAUUUAAACAACUCAGAUUUUCACAAAUAUGCAAAGUCUGUUCUGCCAAGUCUCCACUUUUAAUUGAGUUAAACAGUGCUCAUUCAAAGAAAAGUUAUUUUCUUAUAACUGAUUGGUAGCUUCUACAUGUGACAGCAAUGAAUGGAAUUAUUUUUACCUGUAAAAAUAUCCUACAUCUUACUCUAUAAUAUGCUUGUAGUACUUCACUUUUUUUUUUUCCUGUAGUUUACCCAAGAGCAGUUUGUCAAACUGAUAUUAUGGUCUGUAAGUCCCAAGCAUAGUCCUCAGCUAUAAGCCUGAGCAACUCUGAAUCAAAUUGAACAAUACAACCUCAGGAUCUCAUUCUCUCCUAAUCAUUUAGAGUUUAGAGUGAGACUGUCACAUUAAAAGACCAGGUUGAUUUCAGGUUCUGAUUUGCUUCUGUCAUCUCUGUCUUUUCGUGCACUUGCAAGAUUGUGACACUCAGGUGCUCCACUGAAAAUGUCACUGUAAGCAGAGCCUCUUCUAAUUUAAUUUUAUAAUUUGGUUUUAGCAGGUCCUCAAGAUUUUGGUAAUAUUGACUGCAUCUACUGGCAUUAGCUCAGCCUGUUUAUGGGCCUAUCUAUGACCUUUAUGGUACAGUAACCAUGGGGAAGUUGUGCUGAGUUGCAGGUAUUUUUAACCUCCCACAUAUCCUAUCAGAUUCUUCUUUUCAACGAUGAGGUAUAUGUCUCUUUUGUCAUGGUACAAAUACAGCUAUUUGAUUUUUUAUGAUAAUAAAGUUAUAUUAUUUGUCUUAGGCUGCACAUCCUAACUUAUGUCUAUAUCUUGCAUAUUCUGCCACCAUAUCUAUAACAUAUCUUCUCCAAUCAUGUCUUCCUACAUUUGACUUUUAUCUCUCAUUUGCUUAAUGCUCAAAGUUUUGGGGUUGUUUUUUUAAAAAUUACUUGGCUUUGUAUAUUUUAAGUUUAACUUGAUUAAUUGAACUGGUAUUUUGCUGCUAAAUCUGAAUAAUUACAAUGAAGCAAGGACAAUAUUAAUUUUUUCCUUGAAGUUCAAGAAGUCCUACUGCAGCAAUUAGCUGGUAUGCUUCUCUUUCUUCUUUUUGUUAAUUAGUUAUCAUUUCAGGAUUUUUACUCAAAACCCAGGCUCUUAAGACAAAAAGUCCACCAUGUUUUCACAGAAGCUUUCUGCCCUUCUCCUGAAACUGUGAAGAGCUCUUCUGUGCUGUUUUAUGAAAAAGGAAGCACCAUGAAUCUCAGGUAAAAUAGAAUUAUUAUUUAUUUGAAGUAACUGCCUACAGAUAUUAUAGUAGUAGGAUGCCACCACUUCCUCUUUUACUGCCUUCUACUUUCCACAGAAAUCAAAUGCAAGUGGGUUAUGAAAGUCAGUGGGGUAUUUCCUGAACAGAAGCAUAGUUGGAAAAGCCAGGAGAUUUGCUUUGCUGUUAGCUGAACUCUAAAUUUAUUAUUUUAACUAGUAAUAAGCAGCUCAGGAUAUAUAGAUACAUGUAACUUAAAACAGUAUGUGUUCUAUUACAAUAGAAGAAGCAAAAUAUUCAACUCAUUGCUAUACUUUGCUAUGCGGAGCAUCUUCCACAGAAGUGCUUAACCAGAUCAUACUUUAAAAAGAAGGGCAUCUUCCAUAAGCUAUGGCACCUAUCAGUGUCAUUUUGGAGGAGGGCUUGGGAGAAGCAAACAGGCUAUUGGUUGAGGACCUACAAUGAGAGAAAACCUGGACGUAAGACAUAGCUAAAGAAAUUCAAUCUAGUUGCAAGUAUUGACAAUUUCAUGUGAGUCUAUGUGGAAGUUUUUCCCUUAUGAAUAAUGGAUGGUGAAAAAAAGAAAUUAAAUUUCUUGAAAGAGAUAAUUUGGUUAUUUGACAUUGUCAUGUAGUUGGCAUAAGGAAAGCAAGUUUAGAAAAUAUUUGAACUUUGUAACUGGAAAAAACCCAUCAAUUUGCAUCCAAUCUGCAAAAAUUCAGAACUAUUUAAUAAUUUUAACAUGCCUAUUCUACCCAUUCUAGCAGAACAAUGAAAAAUAUGAAAGGCAGAAAAUUGAAGUUUUCUUGGCUGACUGGCAUAGAGGGAAUUUCAGCAUUAGAAGCCAACAGAAGAUAACAGAGAAGCUACUUAUUAGUGAGGAUAGAAUGGCAUUUCUGUAAUCAUUUAGUCUAACUUUAAUUUAGAAAAUUCUCUUAAAUUAAUUUUUGUUUUAAUUGAGGCAUAAAUUUUUAAGGAAAAAAAAAAAAGAAAGGAUAGUGAUAACAAAGUAGCUAGUGACCAUAGUUUCUGCUAAAUUGACCUAGUGUUUAGUGAAGCCAUGAUCCAUAGUAUAAAACCUCAUGAAUCUUAUUUCCAGGAUACACAUGUCAAAUUUUGUUGUUUUAAGCAUUCUGUCUUCUUGCACAUCAUCUCAGUUUUGAGGGAGUAAGAAAUUGAGGAAACCCAUAAUGUCUAAGACAUUAAGAAUUAAUAUAUAUAUAAAAUAAAGCAUCUCCCAAUUAUAUUAGAAAAUUUAUCUAUUAAAAAUAGAAAACAAACAUAAGAGACUUAUAUAAAACUUCACUUAAAAGAAUACUCCACAAAUGGAUUUAAAAAUGUGAAACACAUGAAUUUCUGGCACAUUCCAGAUGAAAAAAAAUCACAAGGUUCAGGUAACUCACUGUCCUGUAUAUACUCCAGUUUUGCAGAUAUUUACAGGGUGCUCUCUGGUCUUUUGAGUAUGGCUCCAACUCUAUAUAAUACCUCCCAUUCUUUUACUGUUAACAUCACAUGCAAAUCCAUGGCAGUUACUCUUGAGGGCUGAUUAUAGGAACCCAAGGAUGAGCAGAUUAUAUUAAAAAAAAAAAAAAUCACACUUGAGUGGAUAUAAAAUAAUUUAUCCCAGUAUUUGAGCAGUGAAAUUUAGGCCAAUACGCUGUAGGUCAUACCACUAUCACUCAAAAGUAGUGUCUGACUAUAUCAUGCCCAGUACAGUCACAGUGAGUAUCCAAGGUGCAUUCACCUUUAUGCAAAACAGAGGAGAGAGAACAAUUCUAUUACUCUCUAUAGAGGAUGUAGAACAAUUCACUAGAUUGCUUUUUCUCUUGCCCAGGUUCUUCAUGAUCUCAAGUAUUUAAAGAUAUUUAAACACUACAGACAAAGCAAAAGUUUGGACACAGAAGAACAAAGUGUUUUCACAGCUUUUUUUUUCUAAAUGCUUUGCAUGUGAUUUAUAUAAAAUUAAAACUUCUACUAAUCAGUUGCACUCAUAUACAAUAUUUCCUCUUUCUUUCCCGAAAAUCAUUUGACUAUGAAUAACAGCUCUGACACAUUCUAUUCAAUUUGGCAACAUUCUUAAUUCUAGAGACAAGAAGAUUCCUGGUGAUCUAUUUAUAGGAGGUUCAUUGUCCUUUUACAUUUUUACUGUGAAGCACAAUUAGCCCUUUGAAUUGGAGUAUGAAUUCUCAACAACAGGACCUCCCUCUCGAUAGUUUGAAUUCUCCAAACUCUGAUUCUUAUUCUAGUAAUUCUUUUCUUUUGGAAGAAUUUGUAAUAUUUUAUAGAAGAUAUCCCUCGUCUGAGUGGCUAUACUGGUAUCUCAGAGGUUUUCCAGGCAGUACCCACAGUCCACUAAAUGCAUGCAUGGUCCUUGUCAAUACUCUGUUACUGGUAAGUAGCUAAGUGAGCAUCUAUUCUAUGUUCUUCCCUUGUGUUCAUCAACGUAUCUAACUGGUCCACUUAAUUAUGUAGAACAUAAGGAAAAAUUUCUUUUGUAGUUGAAAAUUUUGCCUGUUUUUUAGGGAGAAAACUCCAUGUUGAUGUUCCACUAACAGUUGCAAUAUGAAGUGAAAAUGUUUCCUAAAAAAAAUGUUAAUGUUAUUCAGGUUUUUCUUUCUUCUCUUACAGGCUUCCUUUUAAGAAUAACAAUACAAUUUGGUGGUAACAGCUACCUGAGUAUGAAUCACAAACACUAACCCAAUGACAAGGCUGUGUAACAGCUGAAUCAGCUUUUAGAUGAUGAUUAGUGAACUGCUUUUGCAUAGGUAUGGGGUAAAUCACAGUGCAGCUGCAAUGACUCAGGACCCUUCAUGGUGGUUUACUUUCCCAUUCAGAAACUGUGUAACAACCAAUAGUCAUUAUGUAUGUGAAAGGUGGAAAGAACCCACAAGUUCAUUCUAGUUCUGCAAUUCCAGAAGCUAGUAUUCAGUGCGGUAUAAGUAGGAACUGCAGUACUUACUAUGUCAAGCCAAAUUUUAUUAAUAUACUGCAUUUUUCUUAAUUGUUCAACAUACUUACACAAGGUAGACAGAUCUAAAAUGUUCUAUAAUCUUCUCUGACUGCUUAAUUAUUGUUCCACAAUUACCCUGUUUAACAGUUCCAUGAUCUGCUAACAUAUGAUCUAUCAGUAAAAACUAGUUUGCAGGCUUUCAAGAUUACUGAGUAAAAAAGAUGUAUAUUAUAUAUUGUGUAUAUAAGCUAUACAUUAUAUACUGUAUAUGUAAAGUAAAAUCACCUCAACUUUAAAGGUUGAUGUGAUCUCUUGCAUUUUAUCCAAGAAACCUCCCACUUUCAUACUACACAGUACAGAAAACCUAUGUUAUUACUCUGUAGUUGGUAGGUCCUUACCAUGUCAAUCAGCAUAGGAAGGCUUGAGUACAGAUGACAGUAUGUAUCUCUGUAUUUAUAGGAAGGAAGCAACACAGAUGGGUCCAUUCGUAACUCGUACAUCAGGCAACAAACAAGUAUAGCCUUUUGUGUCAAUAUACUGUUAUUGAUAUUGAGAAGGAGCACAAUUUUCACAACAGUGAGAGUGAACCAAGUCAGCAGAACCAACUGUGGAUCAAAACAGCAUUCAAAACUAACGUGGGGAUCUAAUAAGUUAUAUAAAAACAAAAAGUAAGGGUUUUUGCAUCAGAAAUGAAGGUUUUAGAGUAUUGUGCAAUUCUUAUUAAAAUAUGCUAACACAUCCAAGUACCCUGAAUAAAAAUUUAAAAAGUCUCCCAUAUCUGUUUUCAGUGGCAUAAUUCAAAGCAAUUUUCACUUAGAAUAAGUAAGAAAAUAAGUGGGAUACUGUCUUGGUCAACAAUCACAGCUACCACAGAAUGCCAAGGAGUGGAAGGUCAAUUGGCAAGUUCCCCAGUGUGCAACAUAUGCUGCAGUUAUGAAAGCUUAAGCCUUAUGACCUGCUAUGAAUGCAAGCUGUUCCCAACUAGUGUUCAAUAAUUUGCUGUUGCAUCUACAAUACAUAUUAAAACCACCAACACAGUAUGAAAUCAAGUGUUCACCUGCUUUCUAAGACAUAUUUGUAUAUUUGCUAAUAGAACAGGCAUUAGCAAAAAAUCAGUCUAUAAUUAGAUUUUAUUGAGAAAUUCUAGGAGCAUUUAACCUUGAGAAUUAAAUUAGAAUUUAAAGCUUAAGAAAUAUGUUUUGUUGGAAGUGCUAGUCAGCCUUUUCUAUAAAAAUUUUACUUCACUCAUAUAAAUCAAUGGGAGAUUUGUCAUUGUCUCUAAAAAAACUAAAAUCAUACCCUAUUUUAACAACCUUUUACUUAUUAGACCAUAGGGAAUUAAACAUCGCUUUUCUCCUCAUGCAUAAAAUCCUCAGUAGGCUAUAAAACACUCUUUUACUGUAAUACGGUAGCUUUUUGACAUGAAUACUUGUGUUUCAGAAAUAGCAAUUCCACCAGCUUGGACUGAACUACAUACCUUCUGAUGUUUCUGAUUUGUUCCUGACAGUACUGGCGCUUAACAAAGUAUCUCUCUAGUGAUCCUAAUUGAAAAACCGCUGUAUGUCAAUGAUCAUUUGAAUGACCGAAAAAGAGGAUGUUCAGCCACAGGCAAGAUCUGCAGAGCAUGCAAUGCAAAAACUCAUCUGGGAUCAAUCCCAUGCUGCACGAAAGCAGGGGUCUCAGCAUCUGGAGGGAUACAAGAUUUACUCUCUAUCUGUAUUCCUCUUUUUACUCUGUCUUAUUAAAACAGCUGUUUUAUUGA